AUGCCUUCGCUCUUACCGUUUCAUUGCUCCGCUCAAACGGCUGACAAGCAAACCGCUGUCGUCGGCCUCUUCUUCCAGCUCACAGUACUCGACGGAUCCGUUACCCCCUUCGAAUCUAUUUUCUCUCAGCUUGAUGAUAUCGCCCAUGCCGGCGCCAGGACUGUGACUGGUGAACUGGACUUCCAGGUGCUUACCACCCACCUCGCCCACUUUAGAGUCAUUCAGUACACCGGCUCGCUUACUACUCCUCCUUGCACCGAGGGCGUUGCCUGGCAUCUCAGUGGCGGCCUUUGCCGCUCGACGUGA
This is a messenger RNA of Aspergillus alliaceus, 306 nucleotides long. RefSeq names its product alpha carbonic anhydrase. The coding region runs from base 1 to 306 and encodes 101 amino acids. The record is from RefSeq and is a predicted model, not a curated record. Gene Ontology annotation, molecular function: carbonate dehydratase activity; zinc ion binding. Lineage: Eukaryota; Fungi; Ascomycota; Eurotiomycetes; Eurotiales; Aspergillaceae. The transcript is spliced from 2 exons.